ACGAAUAGGCUCAAAUUUUUAAUGUAAAAUGGCUGCCUUAUGAAUUACUUGAAGGUCCCAUUUAACGAUUCGAUUUUCCCUGAAGCUUGAUUAAGUUUAGCACUGAUUAAUCCUGUGUGGACAAAGGUGUUUGGUAUUAUUUGUACAGUUAGUUGUCCCUCUUUUUUGCCAGUGCUCCCUUUCAAUCUUAAGUUUUAUUUACUAUUUAUUAUUUUUAUUUUUAUUUUUACUUACCCUGCCCAAAUGAUAAUUGCUCACAUGGAAAAAAAUUAUGGUCCAUGAUUUGUUUCUUCGUAUUGCUGAAGUUUUAAAAACGAGACUCGUAGAAUUGAGUGAAUGAGCUGAGAGUGACAUCUAGUGAGUUAAAUGUGGAAACGUGCGCAAAAUGGGGGAACACGUUCUCAUGUUUGGUUAAAUUGAAAAAUGAGAAAUUUGCAUUUUCAAUAGAGAAGAUUUUAAAUAAUUCAAAAUGGAUUCGAAUGAGCCACUGUGUUUGAUAAGCAAUACUAACAAUAAUAAAGAAUUAAUCUUCGAGACUCAUGCUGAUCAAAAUCAAAAGCCCAAAAAGGAUGAGAUAAAAGAUGAGAUAUUUUUCGACCAUGACUCGAAGCAAAGCCUCCCUAUUGAUUCAGAAGACGAGAAAUCAGAUAACGACAGCUGUGAUCGAGAUGUAGACCCGACUUCCCAUAGGAGUAAAUCACCCAUCAGCCCCAAAAAGCGAGGAGAGACUGGUGUAGAUAGAGUGUGUGGAGAUGAGCUAGUUUCAGCAGAAACAGAGAGCUUGGAUGUUGAAAGUUUAGGAGCGAAACAUGAGGUAUUGCCGUUCGAUUCUGAGAUAAAUAGCGAGAAGGCAGCCAUGUUCAAGGUGUACCAACCUUGGGUAAUCAAAACGUACGGAGACUUCACUAAGACUAAGACGGUCUCCCUGAAAAAAUACGAUAGGAUCGUGCGGACUUUGCUUGGUUUAAUCCCCAACUGUGCGGAGAAUUCCAAGUUUCGCUUCUGGAUACGCUCAAAAGGUUUUCGUUUAGGUCUUCCGAGUUCCAUCGCUCCGGUUUCGGAUCCUAAUCAACUUUACGUUUUGGGCAGAAAGAGUGGCACUGAGGGAAGGAGCUACCGAAAAGUGGCCGUCGUCGAGCAGUUUUUCGAAAUCAUUUAUCAAGUCCACGUCGAAAGUGGUGGCAAGCACGCUGGACAGAAAAAAACCUACCGGACAAUCACACAAACCUACGCAUUUCUCCCUCGAGAGGCUGUCACUAAGUUCCUGUUGGGAUGUGCUGAGUGCCAAAAGCGUCUGGACUUAGACUCUCUGGGGUCUGACAUUUUCAAAAAUAACAAGGACACCCCUGUAAAGAGAGCUCAAAAGAGGAAACACAACACUUGGGAUCCAAGCCCUUCUUCGUUUUCCAUUGACCCCUCUUGCUAUUCGACGAAUUUAUCAAUCCCUCUCGACAACAGAAAACGCAAAUAUUUGAAACUCCCCAAAUACCCGAGUGAACUGUGCCUGGCGGAUGACGAGGGCAACAAUUCUGAUGGUUAUGUUCCGACUGAUAAGUACGAGGAUUCCCGGGAGUUUUACCCAACAUGUAAGGAGAGUUCGACACGUAACCCAACCAAAGCGAUUGAGUACCACCGUGACGAUAAACUAUUUCAAGUUGCGACGAAAACAGAGUCUGAUGGUGAGGAGGAAUCUAAAGCUAAGCCUAGUCUGAAAUUGUGUAUCAAGGAAGAGACUGAUGAGAAAACUGAUUUAGUUCUUGACUUUCGUUACAAAUCACUGAAAUCUCUCGCUCGACAAAAGUUUAAAGAUCAAGACAAGGAUACUGAAGACUCUGAGAAGGACGAGGCGAGCGAUGUCGAGCGAAAAUACGUAUGCGAGAGUAACAAGUUGCACCCGAAACUAGACUCUCGAGAUCCUCUGUAUAAAAUAAAAUCGGAGUUCUACCUAAGGCACCAGAUUGACCAUCAGAAUGUGAGGAAAGAAAGGGAUUACUUUGUAAAUGUUCCUAACUUGCUUCCGCCAGCCCCAGUUCUCUCUCUGAGACUAGGUCACGAGGAUGGGUACCCAUCAGAGAAGAAAAUUACCGACCCGGUCAGAGCAUGUAAUUCCAAAAAGUACUUACUACCCCACGCGAACGGGUCCUCGAGGAGGAAAAGGUUCUCUUCGAAGAGGUACACCUCCACCCCCGAGCCAAUGAGCCACCUGUACUCGCGAAACUCGAGCCAGAGCCUGAGAUACGGUCCGCGCAACAGCAGCUCGAGCACGAACGAGAACGAAUCCUGCGAGAACAGCUACGGAGCUGAGAUUUUGGACCUUUCCCCGAUAAACUCGCAAAAUCGAAUUUCAAAGUUCAAGUUGCCCCAAUCGAAAGCACCGGUGUCUUACAUUCAGAUCCCGGUCUGGAACCCUGACUUGUUGCGAUAUCACUCCAAGGGUAGGACAAUGGAGUCGGGUCGAACGGCGAGGGUUCCAGACGCAGACCCCUCCGAGUGUCCGGACCGGCUUUCGGCGCACCCGACGGACGAGGAUAGUGACUCGGAUCACCCCACCAGCACUUGUGAGAGGAGGACCAAACACGUCGGAUAUUUUGACCAGGAACCUACUUCUAGCCAGGUUGAUAAAUCUUCCAUCCUCAUAACCCCCUCCCCGAAAGCCCGAACGCAGGAUGCCUGGUACAGGUGCCCUCCUCUUUCACAACCGACGACCGACGACCCCUCAGGGCACAGCUUCAUCCCCGUCCCCACCCCCAUCCCCAACCCCAACCCUCCCCCCAUCACCGUCCCUACCCGCUGCACCCCACCAUCCCUCCUAUUUUCCAGUUACUAA
Bemisia tabaci is the source of this 2827-nucleotide messenger RNA. The record is from RefSeq and is a predicted model, not a curated record. Lineage: Eukaryota; Metazoa; Arthropoda; Insecta; Hemiptera; Aleyrodidae.